AUGGCUAUCGGUUCCUCUAUCUCAAAGUUUGGUCUCUGGGGCCUUCGAUUCUUCCAGUUCGCCUUUGCCGUCAUCCUCACUGGCAUCUUUGCUUGGUUCCAUCACCAAAUCAAGAAGGCUAGAUACACCAGUAUCAAUGCUGUCGAUGUUCCUCUUGGCUUCUCGGCUGCCGCUAUCGUUUUUACCACCUUCUCGAUUAUCACUAUCUGUUGUCUCAAAGGUGCCCUUCAGAUUGUGAGCGCUAUCGCCGACUUUGCUCUCUUCGUCGGAUAUAUCGCCUCUACUAUUCUGUUCCGUCACAAUUACCACAUUCGAUGCUCUAGAAACCCGUUGGCCGUUUUCUUGAUCUACACUAGAGAGAGUAGUGACAGGUUCUCCACUAGCGGAGAGUUCAGGAACUGCAACUUGAUCCGAUUAGCUGCCGCUUUAUUGAUCAUUCAAAUUAUCUUUUUCUUCCUGACAAUGAUUAUCUCGUUCUUUUUGGCUCGCAAGCGUGACGUUGCUGGCGAACCAGUUGUUGUCGGUGAGAAACGACGGUUUGGACGUCGAGGCCACGUUGCCGCUGUUUAG
This is a messenger RNA of Orbilia oligospora ATCC 24927, 570 nucleotides long. RefSeq lists its product as uncharacterized. Lineage: Eukaryota; Fungi; Ascomycota; Orbiliomycetes; Orbiliales; Orbiliaceae. Bases 1 to 570 code for a protein of 189 amino acids. The transcript has 2 exons. The record is from RefSeq and is a predicted model, not a curated record.